AGAUUGGCCCGCACUGGAAGAAGGCCAGCAAUUGAAGAACACUCAAUUAUGAAAACCGAAACAACCAUUCCACUCCCAAAUCCCAAGAAUAAAACGAUGCCGAGCUCCAAUACGAAACGCCUCUUGUUUGACCGCCGCUACGGUUGGGUAAUUGAUGAAUGGAAAAACCCCUCUGAAGAAGCACUUGCUGGUGGCCGUGGAAUGUUUUGCGUCGUCCCUAUUGCAAAAGGAUUGGUAGAGCUGGCCUCGUACUCGAUAAACUCUGUGGCGAAUUCUGCAAUUAAAAUUCUGGAAAGACGUGACCACUCCUAUCCUCAGAAUUUGCAAGCUACUUUUGGCAAUCAGCUUCAGCAGCUGGCGGCUUCUAUACAAAAGCCAGACUUCAGCCUGUUGACGUUUAAGGGGAAACGUUCCGAAAGUGGCAACAUUGAAGAAGUAGAAACUGUCUAAUUAUGGAUUAGUGCUUUCUCUGUAAUAGCUUAGGAAGCUUCCUGUGUAUUCUUAGCCAGUAUUGGUUCAUUUGGUGUAUUUGGAGGCCUUGGCCUCAUUAUGUAGAUUGGCUAACGAAGUAUUGUACCUCUUUAUUUAAUGGGUGUUCUAUUGUCAGCUGAUCAUUCCAUUUUCAAGAUGAUUGUUGAAAAGCCUCUUACCUCAUUGUGUAUGUUGGGCAUUUUGUAUUCAGCUCACUGGAAUUUGAGUGAUAGGCACCUAUAUAUCUCGAUGUUGAGGACA
Beta vulgaris subsp. vulgaris (sugar beet) is the source of this 732-nucleotide messenger RNA. RefSeq lists its product as uncharacterized. The coding region runs from base 49 to 450 and encodes 133 amino acids. The transcript is spliced from 4 exons. NCBI's taxonomy places the organism in Eukaryota, Viridiplantae, Streptophyta, Magnoliopsida, Caryophyllales, Amaranthaceae. The record is from RefSeq and is a predicted model, not a curated record.